AUGAUGGUUAAGAUUCGUAUUGCAGUCCAGGGUUGUUGUCAUGGUGAAUUAAGACAAGUCUUCGAUAAAGUACGACAAUUGAAUGGAUCAUCACCGAUCGAUUUGUUGAUUAUACUUGGAGAUUUUCAAAGUAUAAGAGAUGAAGAUGAUUUCCAAUCUAUAAGUAUACCACCAAAAUACAGAAAAUACGGUGAUUUCAACAACUACUAUCACGACGAUUCUUUGAAGCCACCAGUCAUGACACUUUUUAUCGGUGGGAACCACGAAUCUAUGAGACAUUUGAUGCUCUUGCCUCAUGGCGGAUAUGUAGCUAAUAACAUCUACUACAUGGGAUAUUCUAAUGUCAUAUGGUAUCGUGGCGUUAGGAUUGGUGGAAUAAGUGGUAUUUGGAAGAAAUGGGAUUUCUAUAAGAAAAGGCCAAAUUGGAAUUAUUUAGAAGAAAACUGUCGCUGGAACGAUAAGGUUCGUGAAUUGUAUCACACUAGAGAAUCGGAUAUUCUACCUUUAUUUAUGAUGUGCAAUUCCAUCAAUAAAUUCGAUAUUAUGCUAAGUCACGAUUGGCCUAAUGGUGCCGUUUACGAGGGAAAUGUGCAAGAUAUCUUAAAGAAGAAACCUUUUUUCAGCCGUGAUAUUGAAUCGAGACAGUUGGGGAGUCCAAGGAGUUGGGAGUUACUACGACAAUUGAAACCAAGGUGGUGGUUAAGUGCCCACUUACAUGUUAAAUUUGAGGCUGAAAUCAAACAUAUAAGCAAGCGGCCAAUCAAGAAAAAUGAUGAUGAACUCGAAUUACAACUAUCUAGCGAUGAAGAUGAAAAGGAUGAUAGAAAGGAAAAGGGUGAUGGAGAUGUGCUUCAAAGUGAACAAACUACAAAUUUUUUAGCAUUGGACAAGUGUCUACCAAGGAGGAAAUGGCUGGAAAUAAUUGAAGUGGAAUCAGAUGAAAGUCACAAAUCUUAUCAAGACCAGGAUUCCUUCUUUUAUGACCCGCACUUCAUAGCAUGUUUACAAUUGUUGCGCAAGAAUCAACCUAUAUCUUUGAAUAAUAUGCAGUAUGGUAAAAUUCCAACAGAUGUAGACUGGCAACAUUACAUUGUACCACGAUAUGUCAAUGGUCUACAAAGACAAGAAAGACUGCAAACAAAUGAAUUUGAAAAAAAAUUUUUUUUGUGA
Zygotorulaspora mrakii is the source of this 1170-nucleotide messenger RNA. It is a transcript of the gene DBR1, whose product is annotated as RNA lariat debranching enzyme. Gene Ontology annotation, biological process: mRNA splicing, via spliceosome. Gene Ontology annotation, cellular component: nucleus. Gene Ontology annotation, molecular function: RNA lariat debranching enzyme activity. The transcript has a single exon. The record is from RefSeq and is a predicted model, not a curated record. NCBI's taxonomy places the organism in Eukaryota, Fungi, Ascomycota, Saccharomycetes, Saccharomycetales, Saccharomycetaceae. Bases 1 to 1170 code for a protein of 389 amino acids.